Molecule: messenger RNA, 2868 nt
Organism: Diachasma alloeum
Lineage: Eukaryota; Metazoa; Arthropoda; Insecta; Hymenoptera; Braconidae
Gene: FAR1
Product: putative fatty acyl-CoA reductase CG5065
Exons: 5
Coding region: 464-2014 (516 amino acids)
Biological process (GO): long-chain fatty-acyl-CoA metabolic process
Cellular component (GO): peroxisome
Molecular function (GO): alcohol-forming very long-chain fatty acyl-CoA reductase (NADP+) activity
Source: RefSeq, a predicted model, not a curated record
AUGGCGGACUCGAUUGGCAUGAGACGGGAACAGCUCGGAAAGUGUAAAAUUCGUGAUAAGUGUGAAUUAAUGUGUUAAACUCGCCCCGCAACAGCCCGUAAAAAACAUCCGAGUUGUCGUGCAACACUGAUUACCGCUGAUAACACUAAUAACUCAACGUCGCAGUCAAUCCCGAAUAGCGAAAGGUGACUUGCACGAACGAAAUGAAUGUUGCUGGAUCCAUGCAUUUUCCUGAUGAAUUGAGAAUACCAAGUGCUAGUACCAUUAUUGAUUAUCAACCAACUACGCAUAAACCAAGUCUUCGUUUUUGAAAUUCAAUUUUUUUAUUUUCUCUCGAACGCACUCAUCAAAGUCAGCCCUAUUUUUUUCUCCACGUUCUUCUGAUCUCGAGGAGAAAAAAAUCAAAGCUUCUUCCCCCCUGGAGGAGUGGAUUUAGAGAAUAUUCAACAGUUUAUUCAAAGAAAUGGCAACGAUGGCUGGUGGAGAGUACACGUCCGUCAAAGACUUCUACAGAGGAAGAUCAAUUUUCAUUACUGGUGGAACUGGGUUUAUGGGCAAAGUCCUGGUGGAGAAGCUGUUGAGAUCCUGCCCAGGGAUUAAAAAUAUUUAUUUAUUAAUGAGACCGAAGAAGAGUCAAAGUGUUACGGAGAGGUUACAGGAGCUUUUGAAUGCACCGCUUUUCGAUAAACUUCGUCGUGACAGUCCUCACGAGCUGACGAAAAUUGUACCCAUCGCGGGCGAUGUAACAGAGCCAGAAUUAGGAAUAUCUGAGCCUGACGAGGAGACCCUCACGAGACACGUGUCCGUGGUUUUUCAUUCAGCAGCAACAGUCAAGUUUGACGAAGCUCUCAAGCUAUCUGUCAUGAUCAACAUGCUGGGAAGUGUGAAACUGGUGCAUCUCUGCCAUCGCAUGGUCAACUUAGAGGCUCUGAUACACGUGUCAACAGCCUACUGCAACUGCGACCGUACGGACGUAUCAGAAUCAAUUUAUCCACCGCCUCAGGAUCCUGAGCAGGUGAUAGCCUGCACAAGGUGGAUGAAUGACAAACUAAUCGAGGAAUUGACGCCAAAAUUGAUCGACGGUCGGCCAAACACCUACACAUUUACAAAAGCCCUUGCGGAGACAAUGUUGCAGGGUGAGAGUGGAACACUUCCAGUUGCCAUUGUCAGGCCGUCAAUCGUGCUGUCAUCAUUGCGAGAGCCUGUUGCUGGCUGGGUUGACAAUUUAAAUGGCCCAACUGGAAUAAUAGCAGCCGCUGGCAAGGGUUUUUUCAGAACAAUGCUGUGUCACGAGAACAAAGUUGCUGAUUUUGUUCCCGUUGAUAUUGUCAUUAAUCUCAUGAUAUGUGCAGCAUGGAAAACAGCAACUCAUCGUACUGACACCAUAACAGUGUACAAUUGCUGUACUGGCCAGCAAAAUCCAAUAACAUGGAAGCAAUUUAUCGAAUUAUCGUUCAAAUACAGUCGAAUACAUCCGGCUAAUGAUGCUGUGUGGUAUCCGGGUGGUAGAUGCCAAAAAUACUCGUUAAUGAACAAAUUAUCUGGUACAUUUCAGCACAUAUUGCCAGCGCACAUUCUUGAUUUUCUCGCUAGAUUGAGGGGCUCGAGGCCCAUGAUGCUACGUGUCCAAGCAAAAUUGAGUAAAGCAGCCAGUUGUCUCGAGUAUUUCACUACACAACAGUGGAAUUUUAGGGAUGACAAUGUUAGGAGACUUGGAGAACAGUUGAGCCCUGAGGAUCGUCAAAUAUUCAUGUUUGACGUCAAACAGAUCGACUGGCCAUCGUAUUUAGAGAAUUAUAUACUUGGAAUACGACACUUUAUUCUCAAAGAGAGCCCGGAUACACUGCCAGCAGCUCGUUCACAUAUUAUGAAAUUAUACUGGAUUCAAAAGACAAUUCAGUUUGGGACAAUACUCCUUGUCCUCCGUGUACUACUCUCCCGCAGUUCCCUAGCCAGAUCAGCGUGGUUUACACUCCUGUCAAUCGUACUCCGUAUGUGUCGUAUGAUUGUUUGACGGCUCAAUGCCCGUUACCCACUGAGAUAUCAUCAUCACGAUAAUAAUAUCGCCCGUAAUGCAAAAACUCAGCCAAUGUGCAUCAUGGAGCUUGUUUUACAAGUGCGAAUUGUUCAGCGAUAUCCACAGCUCAGCCACUCCCGACAAAUAAUUCGCUUUUAUUCGCUCCAAUACGUUUGGCUUUUUCAAUGUUUUUAAUUGAAAAACAUUUUUGUGAAUUAUUAAAAUUUCAUUAACCCAUAGUUACGCCGAUUAACAUGCAAAGUUUGUCGGCAACCGAAUUCAUUGUUUUUUAUAAAUCCUUGACUGUAAUUAAUGAAGAUCAAUACAAUGGAAUUGCUAAAGCCACUUUGCUUCUUCCAAUUAGUUUCAGUUGUCGCUGAUGAAAUACCCGAUGGCCCUUUUAGACAAUUUUUUUUUUUGUAUUGUCUGUAACAGCGAUUCUGGAUUCAUUUUUAUAGUCAAUUUGUGAUAUAAUUCGUAAUGCUGAUGAGGCAGUUCUAGGAAUUACAAUGUUGAAGAGGUGAAAAUUAAUAAUUCGGUGACCGACAUCAACUUUAUUCCAUCUUGUUACCCCUUGUAAGAUACCUAGAUUGACAUUUCUCGAUGCAACUUGACGGGUAUUCGAUACUUUUGCUUGAUCUCGUGCGAAAAUAUUGCGUUGAAAUACCUACAGAAUUGGAUGGAAAUUCUAUUGGUUUUCUGGGGAACUUUCUUUUAGCUUUUCGCUGAUUCUGUUGGAAAUAGUCGCAGUUUAUCUGUGCGUUUUUGCAAUAGAUAUGUUUAAUGGAAAAUAUUCUAUAGGAAAAUACAAAUAGAAUUUGAUUUUUUUAUAGAUUUUUUUGGCUUAAAUU